Messenger RNA from Fonsecaea monophora, 1761 nucleotides. RefSeq lists its product as hypothetical. The record is from RefSeq and is a predicted model, not a curated record. NCBI's taxonomy places the organism in Eukaryota, Fungi, Ascomycota, Eurotiomycetes, Chaetothyriales, Herpotrichiellaceae. Gene Ontology annotation, molecular function: transmembrane transporter activity. Bases 1 to 1761 code for a protein of 586 amino acids. Gene Ontology annotation, biological process: transmembrane transport. The transcript is spliced from 7 exons.
AUGACGAAUGAGAUAAUCCAAGAUCUCGCUGCGCAGCCCAAGGGAGCAGACGAUGCGGUCGAUCUGAACGAAGUCGAAGUGAAGGGCUCUUCCUUCGAGCUUGCAGGAGAGGAGACUGAGCCCGUCGUGACUCCAAAGACAUGGAUAGUCGUGUUUAUCAUGGCCAUGGGCUACGGACUGUGCUUCUGGCCUGUCCCAGUUUUCGCGGCAAUAGGCACUCAAGUUGCCACCUCCAAAGGCGAUCCGGACAAGGCGGCGUGGUUUGUACCUGCUUGGACACUGUCAAUCACAGUCUGCUUCAUGGUCUGCGGAGCAAACACGGAUCUGCUAGGGCGGCGGUGGUUCUUGGUGGGAGGCAAUGUCUUUUGCGUGGUCGGCCAUCUCGUUAUUGGCAGCGCAAAGACCGCCAACACCAUUAUAGUCGGAAUGGCCCUGGCAGGGUUUGGUGGUGGCACCUGUCAAAUGGCUGCCUUCGCCGUGACUGAGCUCCUGCCGAACAGAUGGCGACACAUAGGAGUCGUCCUGGCUGAUAUAGCCUCUCUCGGUGCCGUCACCUUUGCUCCAGUGGCGGGUAGAUUUGGCUGGGAGAACGGCACAUGGAGAUGGAAUUUCUACGUCGCAGCCGUUCUGCAAGGCCUCUCCUUUGUUGGGCUAUUGCUACUCUACUUCCCGCCCGCGCAUCCCUACAACAUGGACCCUAAGCAAUUGAUCAAGGAGCUAGAUUACCUAGGAAUGUUCCUCUUCACCGCCGGCGCCGUCCCUCUCUUAAUGGGGAUCAUUUGGAGUGGCAUGUACGAAUCUCACGAUCUCCAUGUCGUUGUCCCCUUAGUCGUCGGAGUCGUAGUCAUAGCGAUCUUUGCUCUUUGGGAGACCUACGGAAAUAUAAAGCACCCGCUGACCCGGACCUAUAUGUUCACUGCCUCGCAUGGCCGGGAUUUCACAGCACCCUGUGUUGCUCUUGGCAUUGUCAACAUGUCAUACUAUUCGAGCAGCAUUCUCUGGCCCACUAUGAUCUCCGUCUUUUACACUGACGGUGGUGCCAAUUGGAAGCACGGCAUAGCCCUGUCGAUUGUCCAGGGAAUAGCUAUUAGCGUUGGCGCAGUUGGACUGAGCUACUUUGGAAACAAGAUUCGCCGGUGGCAGUGGCAGUUGACCGGCUCCAUGUUCGUCAUGGUUGUUUUCGGGGCGCUUCUCGCCUUGGGCAAGCCGUCGAAUCAGGGACUUAUGGUGGCUUUCGUCUUUCUGUCGCAAGCCGGCUACGGCUGGGCUCUCUAUCUCUCCAUUGCCAUUUCGCAGAUGGGUGUCGAACACAAAGAUUUAGGCCACAGUGGUGGGAUAUCCGGCGUGAUUCGUUUUGCUGCAGGAACCAUCAGCGCAGCCGUCUAUACCACAGUGCUCACUAACACCGUGUCUACUUUUACCAAGCGCUACGUUGCGCGAGCAGCGACCACGGCUGGACUUGCGGCCUCGCAGGUCCCGUCUCUUCUUAGCGCUCUCAACACGCCAGAGCUCGCCCAGAGGUUCCCGCCCGCGGUCGUCAGCGCCGCACGUCGAGCGGUGGAAAUGGCGUACGAGAAGGGAAUACAAUAUGUAGCAUACGCCAGCAUCGGUUUCGGCGUGGUCGGAAUCAUUGCCUGUGCCUUGUGCAAGGAUGUCGACGACAAGAUGACGGACAAGAUCGAGGUCUACAUGGAAAACACAAUCUAUGCAGACAGAAACCAGCAUGGUCCAACCAAAACAGACGACGGAGCGGAGCUAUAG